CAGUCACGCCAACCAAAAAACUUAUAUUGUCGAAUUUCCCUAAAAAAUGUCAAUAUAACCUCAAAUAUGGGCUACAAAAUUUGCAUGGUUUCUGAUUUUUUCUUCCCCAACAUGGGUGGAGUCGAAGAACACAUUUAUAACCUCUCCCAGUGUUUACUCCUCGAGGGGCACAAAGUCGUCGUUAUGACACACAGUUACGGCGAUUGUGUGGGAAUUCGGUACAAAACUAACGGUUUGAAAGUCUAUUAUCUCCCAAUUAGGGUGUUUUAUAAUCAAUCGAUUUUACCAACAAUGAUAUGCAAUGUGCCUCUAAUUCGCAAUAUUUUGAUAAGGGAACAAAUUGAAAUAAUUCACGGCCAUUCGGCUUUUUCAGCCCUUGCACACGAGGCGUUGGUAAUCGGGAAUUUAAUGGGAUUAAAGACUGUCUUUACAGACCACAGUUUGUUUGGUUUUGCUGACGCCAGUGCAGUUAUAACAAACAAAUUAUUACAAAUGUCUUUAACUGAUUGUAAUCACUGGAUUUGCGUUUCACACACAGGGAAAGAAAAUACAGUCUUAAGGGCAAAAGUCAGCAGUAAAAGGGUGUCUGUGAUACCAAAUGCGGUUGAUACAUGUGCGUUUAUGCCAGAUCCGAGCCAAAGAUCGAGCAAAUAUAUCACUAUAGUGGUCGUUUCAAGACUAGUAUAUCGUAAAGGUGUGGAUUUGACUGCCCAAAUUAUUGCAGAAAUGUGCAAUAAAUACGAAAGUAUUAAUUUUCUAAUAGCAGGUGACGGACCUAAGCGCGGAUUACUCGAGGAAAUUCGAGAAAGACAAGGGUUGCACGAUAGGGUCACCCUUUUAGGUAGCUUGGAACAUUCUCAAGUUCGCAAUGUUCUAAUCCAAGGCCAUAUUUUCCUUAACACUUCCUUGACUGAGGCUUAUUGUAUGGCUAUAGUGGAAGCAGUUUCAUGCGGACUACAAGUCGUGUCAACGCGAGUUGGGGGAAUUCCAGAAGUGUUGCCUGAGGAUUUAAUUUAUUUGACUGAACCUAAUGUCCCUUCUCUUAUUAAAACUCUUGAAAUCGCAAUUGAUGAUUUAAAAAAUAACAGAGUUAAUUGCCCUUACGAAUGUAAUUUGAGGAUAAAAAAUUAUUACAAUUGGGAGAACGUUUCGAAACGGACAGAAAUCGUCUAUCACAACGUUAUGCAAGAAAGGAGUAAGACGUUACAGGAGCAGUUAUGGAGUUACAAAACAAGUGGUGUUUGGCCAUUUUUAUUGGCAGUCUCUUUGUGUUAUCUCCUGUUGCUGUUUUUGGAAUACAUAUACCCAAGGGAAUACAUUGACAUCGCCAGGGAUUACAAUUAUAAAAAGAAAAGUAAAGAGAACAUUUAUAAGUCGCGACCUAGUCGAUUGUCUUCAGUUAAUGAAUGAAAUUAUCAGGUGAAGAAAUUCUUAACAUCAUAGUUAAUGAA
This is a messenger RNA of Tribolium madens (black flour beetle), 1451 nucleotides long. It is a transcript of the gene PIG-A, whose product is annotated as phosphatidylinositol N-acetylglucosaminyltransferase subunit A. Gene Ontology annotation, molecular function: phosphatidylinositol N-acetylglucosaminyltransferase activity. The coding region runs from base 67 to 1410 and encodes 447 amino acids. NCBI's taxonomy places the organism in Eukaryota, Metazoa, Arthropoda, Insecta, Coleoptera, Tenebrionidae. Gene Ontology annotation, cellular component: glycosylphosphatidylinositol-N-acetylglucosaminyltransferase (GPI-GnT) complex. The record is from RefSeq and is a predicted model, not a curated record. Gene Ontology annotation, biological process: GPI anchor biosynthetic process. The transcript has 8 exons.